ACCUCUGACUGAAAUCCCUAAAGCAGCCCCAGGGGUCCCCUCUGACACGGAGGUGGAGCAGACAGUUGCCAGGAACAUAACCCUCUAGACCUUUAAGGAGAAAGCUGCUAGCUUUCUCCUCUUGGGGCCCCUAAAUGCUCUGAGAGUCAGGGGGAGUACAGGCAGGGGAUCCAGGUCCCCAUGGGGGCUGGCAGGGGACAGCUGAGCAUUCUACUUCUCCUGCCAGGGUUCAGCCUUCCUUAGACAUAGGCUGCGAAGGUUGUCUGCCUUGAGGGAAGGAGCUCCUGACAUCACACAGCCGUGGCGCUUCCACUCAUCCUGUCCCCAAGGAGCCUACACUCUGAUGGGGGAGAACUGCCGUGGCGGAGAACCAGAGUCUGAGGGGGGAGGCACAGUCCUUACAGACCCCCCAGGCUGAUGGGGGGAAACAAAACACACAAGAAACCCCAAACCUGCAAGGUUCUGGGGCAGGCACCGAGGUCCGAGUGUCAAGGGGGCGGAACCCAGGCCUGUGUUUGGGAAAGGCGGUGUGGAGGCCCCUGGGGCUGCUGUGAUCGGCCUGGAAUGCCAGGCUGUGAGCUCAGCCUCUUGGCCUGCGUGUGUUGGGCUGUCAGCAAGCCGGCGCACGGGAGAAGGUUUCCAGCCCCCUCUGGGCCAUGGAGAGGCCUAAAUUUAGCUAGUAGACAAGGGGCUGGCCCCGAGCCCAGGGACAGUCGGCCUUAUAAAGCGGCCACCGUCAGGGCCCAGCACGCUCCCCCAGAGGCCUGUGCCCACACCCUCUCCUGUCCAGUCCCUGCCCGCCUGGACAGGGCCCGGCGCCGCCCGUGGAUGAGCCACAGGACCUCUUCCACCUUCCGAGCGGAGAGAAGUUUCCAUUCCUCCUCCUCUUCCUCCUCCUCUUCCACCUCCUCCUCGGCCUCCCGUGCCCUCCCGGCCCAGGACCCACCCAUGGAGAAGGCCCUGAGCAUGUUUUCCGAUGACUUUGGCAGCUUCAUGCGUCCCCACUCGGAGCCCCUGGCCUUCCCAGCCUGCCCUGCGGGACCAGGCAACAUCAAGACCCUCGGAGACGCCUAUGAGUUUGCAGUGGACGUGAGGGACUUCUCACCUGAAGACAUCAUCGUCACCACCUCCAACAACCACAUUGAGGUGCGGGCUGAGAAGCUGGCAGCAGACGGCACGGUCAUGAACACCUUCGCUCACAAGUGCCAGCUGCCGGAGGAUGUGGACCCUACAUCGGUGACCUCGGCUCUCCGGGAGGACGGCAGCCUCACCAUCCGGGCACGGCGCCACCCGCAUACAGAGCACGUCCAGCAGACCUUCCGGACAGAGAUCAAAAUCUGAGGGCCUCUCCUUUCCCUUGCCCUGCCCCCCCACCCCCACGUCUGCCAGCAAAGCCUUCCUAACCCCAUUUCAACAGCUCCAGACCAUCUCAGCCCAGGUUCCAGCCCCUAUGCUCCCCAGGCCCCAGGUGGACCAUCCUCCCGUACUAGGGCCCUCCACUCUAUCCAGAGCAGGCCAGGAGAGUCCCUGGCCUGAGGCAUGGUGCCCAGAUUUCAAAUAUGGCUUCCCUCACUUAAUCCAGAGUAGAGGGGCCGGGGUAGGGGAAGGAAUAUCUAAAGAACCUGCUGUGGGUCAGGGGAUUGGGACCAGCAGGACAUCUGGGCAAGCUCUGCGGGACAGACAGACAGACAGACAAACACUCUGAUCUAUGAAGUCCCUGCAGGGCAAGGGGAGCAGGGACCUGGAAUCCCCUUGGCCAAGGGGAGCAGGAGAGACAGAGGGAAGGUCACAGGCAGGGGUGUCUAUCUAAGUGGAACUAACUGCCCGAGGGCUCACCAAGGCCAAGAGGAGACAGCCGUGACGGUAAACUUCCCCUCUGCCAGCCUCCAACCCUCACGCCAGUGAGCAGGCUGCCUGCCCGCCCUGUGCCCCCAGCCAGCUGGCUGUGCCAGAGCAGAGCCAUGCCACAUCUGUAUAUAGAUGGGGUUUUUCCAAUACACCUGAUUCGUGAUAAACUGCAUGAAACUCCUGCCGUCCCAUGCCUGCUGGGGCCUUCAGCAAGGUCAGGUAGGGUUGGGGGUGGGGCUGGUCCUUCUCCCUCCCACCCACAGGCCUAUGUUCCUGGGCUGUUCCCAUGCAGACAGGAUCACUCAACAGAGGUGGAAGCCAGGGCAUGGAUGGGGCUUUGGGUCCUAAAGGCUGGACCUCAGCUUCUUGCCACCUUCCCCUCUAGGCAGUCGCCUCGUCAUCCGUACCCCUCUUUAAUCUAUGAAUUUAUAGGCCUGGUGUGUGUAACACACACACCCUUAUCCUUGUCCUUCAAAUACUCAGCAUGACCAUUGGUUGAGGCCAGAUUCAGAGUUUUCUCAAUUCAGAUUUACAAUCUCCAUUUUCAUCAAUGGGGAAACCAUCUGUGAGCCAUUGAGUGCCCGGCUUUGCUGUUGAAGGUUAGAUCUAAACCCAGGGUGUCAACAGCUGCUCUCAACCCCCCAUCUCUGGGCAAUGAGGAGUAUUUCCCCUCAUUCUACCUCUCCAGGGCUAUGCACCCCUCCCACGUCUUCCAGCGGGGGAGAGGGGGAGUCAGAGGAAAAGCCCCAAUCUCCCAUCUGGGAUAGCGACCUUCCAUCAGCCUUAACCCUGGGGAAUGCCUGCUGCCCCCAGUGACUCUUGGCUUUGGCUCCCACAUACAGAAGCAGGGUGGAGGGAAAGGGUGGUCCUCAGUUAGUGGGUCCCCAGGGCAAGUCGCAGUCCAGCCUCCUCCCUCCGCGCCUCUCAGGUCAGUGUGCCAUGGGGUGGCCUCUCACUCCUGCCACUCUGGGCCCCCUGGGGGUGGACUCUGGAGGGGUGUGUGGGAAAGCCCUGUGGCUGGAACCUGUAUACACAAUAAAGGACAGUCUCACAGCCU
Cebus imitator (Panamanian white-faced capuchin) is the source of this 2905-nucleotide messenger RNA. RefSeq names its product heat shock protein family B (small) member 7 (gene HSPB7). The coding region runs from base 418 to 1341 and encodes 307 amino acids. Gene Ontology annotation, cellular component: nucleus; cytoplasm. The transcript is spliced from 3 exons. The record is from RefSeq and is a predicted model, not a curated record. Gene Ontology annotation, biological process: heart development. Lineage: Eukaryota; Metazoa; Chordata; Mammalia; Primates; Cebidae.